AUGCUAAACGGGUCAAAUUUUCCGGAAUGGAAAGAACAUUUGUUGCUUGUGCUUGCCCUCAUGGAUCUCGAUAUUUCGCUCAUGGAAGAGCGUCCGGAUGCCGAUAAGUGUGUUGAUGAAACCAAGUAUUGGGACCGUUCCAACCGCAUUAGUAUGAUGAUAAUGAGAAUCCGGAUCCCUCCAAAAUUCAGAGGCAUUAUCCCCGAGGACGUUACGACAGCCAAAGAAUAUUUAGCCGCGGUUGAGAAAUGCUAUGCGAAACAUGAGAUGUCAGAGAUCGGUAGGGUGACAGCUGAGUUUUGCUCGAAGAAAAAAGCGAAUGAGAGUGUUAGAGAGUAUAUUAUGACGAAGAUGAGCAUUGCAGCUAAGAUAAAGAAACUCGGGAUGCAUAUUCUGCCCUCGUGGCAGAUAUGUUACUCGAUAGUCUGCCCUCAGAGUAUGAUCUACUUAAGAAUACUUAUAACCAUCUGGAAGAGAAAUGGUCGACUCAUGAGCUCAUCUCACACUGUGUGCAAGAAGAAGAUAGAAUGA
This is a messenger RNA of Arabis nemorensis, 531 nucleotides long. The record is from the annotation of a GenBank genome assembly. NCBI's taxonomy places the organism in Eukaryota, Viridiplantae, Streptophyta, Magnoliopsida, Brassicales, Brassicaceae.